This is a messenger RNA of Penicillium pulvis, 207 nucleotides long. RefSeq names its product cytochrome b-c1 complex subunit 9. Lineage: Eukaryota; Fungi; Ascomycota; Eurotiomycetes; Eurotiales; Aspergillaceae. The coding region runs from base 1 to 207 and encodes 68 amino acids. Gene Ontology annotation, biological process: mitochondrial electron transport, ubiquinol to cytochrome c. The record is from RefSeq and is a predicted model, not a curated record. The transcript is spliced from 5 exons.
AUGGCCGGCAUCUCCAACGCUAUCUACCAGUCUCUCUUCCGCAAGAACGCUGUCUACCUGACCGCUAUCUUCGCCGGUGCCUUCGCUUUCGAGCUUUCCUUCGAUACCGCCUCCAACAAGAUCUGGGAUUCCUGGAACGCCGGCCGCCAAUGGAAGGACAUCAAGCCCCGCUACCUUACCGCUGCUGAGGAGGAGGAUGAUGAGUAA